UAAAUAUUUAUUCUUUUUUUUGGUUCAAAGGCAUAUAAAAUUAGCUAUUUUGCUACCUUCCCUAGUCUGCCCGAUCCGCGUCAACUCGCGGCGCUUCACUUCUGUGACGCUCCGAACUGACCCAAUCCUCUUCGUAUGUUUCAAUCCGUAUGAGGUCAUACUUUUAAUUUGCUGUUAUAACAUUCAUGUCGAGAGCUCGCAAUGCCAUUGUUGCCGCUAGCUUAGUAGCUUUUGCAGCUGCAGGCUUGGCAUUUCCCUUUUACAUGGCGUCAUCUAGAAAGCCUGUUAUUGACCCAUCAAGGCCUCUACCACCCCAGGCAACAUUUCGAGGGCCUUAUAUAAACACUGGCUCACGCGAUGUUGGACCUGACCACCAGACUUACCAGAAGAAAUGAUUCAUAUUGUUUUGGACCUUCUCUUGGUGUAAGCAAAAAAUGUGCUCAUUUAUGUGCGUUUUGUGUAUGAAUAUGUUACUCUUUCAGGACUAGACAUUCAGAUUAGAUCAUUUUGGAUUCUGGGUCAGGGAUGUCUGCACGGUUUAUAUGAGCUAAAUGAGCAGGGCAUUAGAUUUAAUAUCAUGACCCUGCAUUCUACCAGAGCAGGCAAUUUACCAAAAGCAUAAGACUUCUUUUUUAAUUGGGGCAGAUAGGUGAAAAUGUGUAUGAGAUAGACCAUCCAUUACGAAUUUUACUGCUACGAUUAGAAUACAAUAAAUUAUCUUUCA
Carya illinoinensis is the source of this 724-nucleotide messenger RNA. RefSeq lists its product as uncharacterized. NCBI's taxonomy places the organism in Eukaryota, Viridiplantae, Streptophyta, Magnoliopsida, Fagales, Juglandaceae. The transcript is spliced from 3 exons. The coding region runs from base 186 to 395 and encodes 69 amino acids. The record is from RefSeq and is a predicted model, not a curated record.